AUGCCACCAUCACAACCACCACAGUCACCGCCAUCCAUAGUAUCGCACCAUCCACGCCAUGCCCAGACGCAACACCACAACCAGCACCACUCAAUCUACCAUGGCUAUUACCACCACCACCACGGUCACUACCAUACACAAAACCACGGAUUUCACCACCCAGUCUGCCACGUCCACUGCCCCCUACCCCCCUCGGUCUCCACCAGCACCACAGCCACCACCGUAUCCACAACCAAGGCUAUCACUAACCCCACCACACACCAAGACAUCACCACUACAACCUACACCACCAAGGCUAUAACAUUCGACCACCUCCAUCACGACCUGUCCUCACCACACACACGCACACCACCCCGCCACCACAACUUGCCCCCUGCGAGCCCCGUCCCAUAG
Penaeus chinensis is the source of this 393-nucleotide messenger RNA. RefSeq lists its product as uncharacterized. The transcript has a single exon. Bases 1 to 393 code for a protein of 130 amino acids. The record is from RefSeq and is a predicted model, not a curated record. Lineage: Eukaryota; Metazoa; Arthropoda; Malacostraca; Decapoda; Penaeidae.